Messenger RNA from Portunus trituberculatus (swimming crab), 3055 nucleotides. RefSeq lists its product as uncharacterized. The transcript is spliced from 9 exons. The record is from RefSeq and is a predicted model, not a curated record. Bases 980 to 1432 code for a protein of 150 amino acids. NCBI's taxonomy places the organism in Eukaryota, Metazoa, Arthropoda, Malacostraca, Decapoda, Portunidae.
UGAGUGUGUGUGUACGUGUAUGUGAGGAAGACUACAUACACACUCACAGCGCCACUCAUACAGACCCUCGUACACACUGACAGACACACGCACGCGCUCGUCGAGUGAAGGAGGAAUCGAAAUUUAUUUGUAUUUUCUACGAAGAGGUUAAUUGCAGAAGGAAAAAAAAGGAAUAAAAUAGAGAAAAGUUUAGGAAGGAAGGAAAAACGGAAGGAAGAAAGGAAGGAAGGAAGGAAGGAAAGAAAGAAGGACAGGUGAACCAAUUAAGGUGAACCAGAUACUCACACCUUACCUUUCCACGUAAGAAACAAAAAGAAAAGAAAAAACCCACAGAAAAAAGGACACAAAAAGAAAAAAUCUCGUAACCUGUGAAAAGGAAAAGAAAAGAAGUAAAAAAAGGGGAGAAGGAGAAAGACUCAGAAAAAAUGACGUGGUUAUGGGUGAGAAAGAGAAGAGAGAGAACCAUUUUCCUUAUCCUUACCCUCACGACGACUCUUCUUCACUUCACCACGGCGGAGGACGAGACCACCACCACAAUCAACACCACGACCCUACCUGACGCCGAAGGAGGAGGAGGAGGAGGAGGAGAAGAAGGAAAUGGAGGAGGACUCAGGAACUCCUCCAGCUUCUCUCCCUACCUGGACUUGACUAAUUUCGUGGAUGGGAUUAAUAACUGGGACUUCAUGGGGCCGUGGGCCAAGUACGAUCUGUCUCUGCUUGACGAGGCAUCAAGACCCCUGCCCCUCGUACCUGACGCAGAGGAUCAGGGAGUGUUUAUCUGCCAGACCUCAGCGCUGCCCAGUACCCUGCAGAAGAGCUUUCCUACCCUGCACAACGCCACUCUAUCCCUCACCUACUACGCCAAGGCUUCCAAUGGCCAGCUGUCCAUGACGGGUGUAGUGUUGGCGGCGGAAGGGUCGAGGGAGACACUCUUCAACUACUCUGUGCCAGGGGACGGGGCGGCACACCCUGAGGGGACAUGGGGCACCGACACCUUCGAGAUUCCCCCCUUGGCUGCCCAGGGGACUUCAAGAUUCUGUUUGGGGUUCAACACAACGAGGCGGGCAUGUGGGCGGCGGCAGACAUUACUGUGAGGGGAAUGACAGGACCGCCCGUCACCACCACUCCUGCACCUCCUAUCCCUCCACAAGCGAACCUCACAACAGAAUCUAGCCUCAAUGAAACGACAACAACAGCAACACAGGUUAAUGGCACCACACUUGAGCCUGCUAACGUCACCACCAUUGCCACUGUCACCACUACUGAAGAGGAAGAUCUGAGUAGUCUAGAGAGCGUGGCGCAGGCAAUAUGGGACGCCUUCUACGUGUUCCUGGCUUUAUUCUGCGCCUGUCUCGUGGCCCUCGUCGCUCUCAUCGUUCACGGCAGAUGCAAGUACGUGGGUUCCUAUCCUCUGCAUAGGGAGUCAGCGUGAACUAGCCCGAGAUGACGAGCCGCCCCCUGCCGUGGCCACCUACAACCCCCGCACGGCUUCCUACAGAAUGGAUAAGGUUUACGACAACCCGUCCUACGAUAACAACGCCGUGUGACUCCCGCCACGCCGAGCCACCCUAGACCUGCAUGACAUUGUGUGACGCUGACGGGGCUGCGGGAGGAGACUGACUGGCUGACUCACUGACUGUCUAACUGGCUGACUGACAGGCUGACUAUAUUGUGUCUGGAGAUGAAUGCAUUGGUUGAUUGACGUGAUUCUUGACUAGCUGAGUGAGUGAAUGCUUGAGUUGUGAUGCCUGGGAGUGAAUUCUUGACUUUUUUGUGAUUGAUGGAUUGAAAUGAUGAGUAGAAAGAUUGAUUGCCUGAUUGUUUGGUUCAAUAUAUUUUGAAUGGAUAAAUUGAUGGUUUAAUUAAGGAAUGAGUGUGUGAUUGAUGGGUUAAAUUGGCGAGUGAAUACGAAAGAUGUCUAACUGAUGGAUUAACCUCUUCAGUAUUUAGACGCAUUUUUACAGUGAGUUUAUGUACGAAUAGACAGACAAUUUCAGUAACAUUAGAAAGGAUCCAUGAAGGUCAGAAGAUUAUUGGCCACAGUUUACACUAUUCUAAUCCCCAUAUACGUUUCUGAAACUGUAUAAAAUCACCAACUAGUAACCAGAAAGAAUAUGAGAACGCGUCCAGGUACUGAAGGAGUUAAUGGAUUGACUGAUGGAAAUUUGGGAGUGAAUGAAUGGAAAAGUUGAUUCUUAUUUUAUGUCUGUCCUUUUUAUCGCCUUUAUUUGAGUUCUUAUUCUUGUUCUUUCUUUUCUAUUUUUUUUCUUACCUUUUUUCUCUAAUUUCUUACACCUAUCUUUCGUGUCCUUGCUCUAUUCCUCAUUUAUCAUGCUUCACCUAACCUUCCUCCUGCUCCUCGUCGUGUGUGUGUGUGUGUGUGUGUGUGUGUGUGUGGAAAGAAAACGGAUAGGUAGGAAAUUAAAGGGUGGCUGGGCGGAAUAUUUACAUGGAUAUAAUUCUAUUGAUACGAGAUAUAUAUUAAUGUGAGAGGUUAAGAUGUCUUUAUUCAUACGUAUACUAUAUUUCCAUGGGUGUAUACUUGGGGGUAAAUGUAUAAAGGUGCGUGUAUGUAUUAAUAAAUGUAUUGAAGUGUAAUGGGUACGAUGUGUGAAUUGUUGUGUGUAUAAUUUACGGAUUGUUGCACCUAGUCAAAAUGAAAAUGUCUGUUCAGAUGUGUGGGUUAUAAUACUUGUGUAGAAAGGAAUGUAUGAAUGAGUGGUUGUAUGAACUGACAUGUGCAUGUUAAUGUGUGUUUUUUGUGUUAAUGGAUGGGUAAGGUAGAUAGAUAGGUAUGGUAGAUAGAUAGAUAGAUAGAUAGAUAGAUGAGUAUGCAGACAGAUAGCUAGAUAAAUGUGCAUGGAUAUUAAGGGGAUAAGCUGAUAGAUGAGUAAGAAAAAAAAUAUAUUCUGCCUGUGAAACUCAUAUUGUUGAAAGUUUGUAACACAGAUAAACAGAUAAGAAAGAAAAGAUACACAGAUAGACUGAUACUUGAUAUUUUAUAUAAAUGAGUGAAUGAGUUGAGCGAGUGAGUGAGUGAGUGAAAGAUAUAAAC